GGGAGCACCAGCGGCUGGCACUGAGCGGGGAAGAGGAGGCGCCCUCCACGGCCUCCCCGACCCCAGACACCAGAACACGUGAACCGCAUGCACGAGUCUCUCAUGCUCUUCGACUCCAUCUGUAACAACAAGUUCUUCAUCGAUACCUCCAUCAUUCUCUUCCUCAACAAGAAAGAUCUCUUUGGUGAGAAGAUCAAGAAGUCACCUCUGACCAUCUGCUUUCCUGAGUACACAGGCCCCAACACCUAUGAAGAUGCCGCCGCCUACAUCCAAGCACAAUUUGAAAGCAAAAACCGCUCACCCAACAAAGAAAUUUAUUGUCACAUGACUUGUGCCACAGACACGAAUAAUAUCCAGGUGGUAUUCGACGCCGUCACUGACAUCAUCAUUGCCAACAACCUCCGGGGCUGCGGCUUGUACUGACCUCUUGUCCUGUAUAGCAACCUAUUUGACUGCUUCACGGACUCUUUGCUGUUGACGUUGAUCUCCUGGUAGCAUGACCUUUUGGCCUUUGUAAGACACACAGCCUUUCUGUAUCAAGCCCCUGUCUAACCUACAACCCAGAGUGACUGACGGCUGUGUAUUUAUGUAGAAUGCUGUAGAAUCCGGUUUUAGUUGAGUCUUUACAUCUAGAAUUUGAAAGGAAAAGAAGAACAUUUCCCAUGUGCUUUGUAGCUUAAAAAAAAAAAAAAAAGAAAAAGAAAAAAAAAAGGAUAAAGGAAAACUCAGCAUCUCAUCCAUCUUUUUUUCUUUUUGAAAUGAACAUCCACAGCUGCACCCGUGCCCACCCCAUCCCACCUGCAGAGGUGCCGCCUGUCCGCACCCGGGGCGCUGGUUCCCGGGAGUGUGCUCAGGCCACGCUUUCCAGACGUGGCCUCACCGUCCACAGCCCUCUCCCCACCCCCCGCCCAGGCCCGAGCCACUCCACCCACACGCUCACUCCAGGUUUGCAUAGAAAAAGCACAGCUCUCACGGGCCAGUAGCUGCCCCAGAAGAAUACGGAACAUAUAUAUAUAAAUAGAGCCCUAUAGGAAACAAUUUCUCCCCAGCUCCCUUUCUACAGAGUACCUUUAUCAUUUUUUUUUUAGUUUUAGAUUUUGUUUUUAUUUUUGUCCUGAUGAGCACUAUGUAUUACAUACCAGAUCAGCUUUCAUAGUCUUUGGGAACCGGGUUGUGGUUUUUCCCGCUGACAUUUUGCUUCUCCGUCUCUCAGAUGGAUGCUCCCUUUGUGUGUGUGCGCCCCUCCACCUUUUCCUUUGUUUCAGUGACCUGUGUUCACUCUUUCUCAUGUGGGGAUGUUUGUGCUGCAGAUAAAAACAAAAAUUUUUAAAUACCACAAGAUGGAAAAAAAACAAAAAAAAUUUAAAAAAAAAGAUGGAAUGCAAUGUUUACAAGAAAGCCACAGUUCUCAUGAUCAGUCCAAUGUCAUUUCUACUUUGACUAGUAUCCAAACUCCUUCACGGUUUCACUUUUAAGACUUAAUAUUUGCUGAAGACCAGUCACAGCCAUUUCAGAUAGAGGCAAAAAGACAAAACACAAAAAAUUUAAAAUGCAGAAAAAAAAAAAACUUGGAAAAAAAAAAGCCCACGGGUCUUUCUAAGCCUUUCUAUUCCCAAUCGGUGAGGUUUCUGUGAUAUCUUACACACUGCCAGUCUACUUCUCUGACUAAUGGAAAAUUCAUGUGUAGCUCAAUAA
This is a messenger RNA of Balaenoptera ricei (Rice's whale), 1695 nucleotides long. Its product is annotated as guanine nucleotide-binding protein G(o) subunit alpha-like. The record is from RefSeq and is a predicted model, not a curated record. Gene Ontology annotation, cellular component: heterotrimeric G-protein complex. Lineage: Eukaryota; Metazoa; Chordata; Mammalia; Artiodactyla; Balaenopteridae. Gene Ontology annotation, biological process: G protein-coupled dopamine receptor signaling pathway; adenylate cyclase-modulating G protein-coupled receptor signaling pathway. The transcript is spliced from 4 exons. Gene Ontology annotation, molecular function: GTP binding; G-protein beta/gamma-subunit complex binding; mu-type opioid receptor binding. The coding region runs from base 88 to 423 and encodes 111 amino acids.